AUGUCUCCCCAGCAACACCUAGACAUAUCUCCCCAGCAAGACCUGGGCGUAUCUCCCCAGCAACACCUAGACAUAUCUCCCCAGCAAGACCUGGGCGUAUCUCCCCAGCAACACCUAGACAUAUCUCCCCAGCAAGACCUGGGCGUAUCUCCCCAGCAACACCUAGACAUAUCUCCCCAGCAAGACCUGGGCGUAUCUCCCCAGCAAGACCUGGGCGUAUCUCCCCAGCAAGACCUGGGCGUAUCUCCCCAGCAACACCUAGACAUAUCUCCCCAGCAAGACCUGGGCGUAUCUCCCCAGCAACACCUAGACAUAUCUCCACAGCAAGACCUGGGCGUAUCUCCCCAGCAAGACCUGGGCGUAUCUCCCCAGCAACACCUAGACAUAUCUCCCCAGCAAGACCUGGGCGUAUCUCCCCAGCAACACCUAGACAUAUCUCCCUGUAACACUCAAGACCUGGGCGUAUCUCCCCAGCAACACCUAGACAUAUCUCCCCAGCAAGACCUGGGCGUAUCUCCCCAGCAACACCUAGGCAUAUCUCCCCAGCAAGACCUGGGCGUAUCUCCCCAGCAACACCUAGACAUAUCUCCCCAGCAAGACCUGGGCGUAUCUCCCCAGCAAGACCUGGGCGUAUCUCCCCAGCAACACCUAGACAUAUCUCCCCAGCAAGACCUGGGCGUAUCUCCCCAGCAACACCUAGACAUAUCUCCCCAGCAAGACCUGGGCGUAUCUCCCCAGCAACACCUAGACAUAUCUCCCCAGCAAGACCUGGGCCAAGACCUGGGCGUAUCUCCCCAGCAACACCUAGACAUAUCUCCCCAGCAAGACCUGGGCGUAUCUCCCCAGCAACACCUAGACAUAUCUCCCCAGCAAGACCUGGGCGUAUCUCCCCAGCAACACCUGGACAUAUCUCCCCAGCAAGACCUAGACAUAUCUCCCCAGCAAGACCCGGACAUAUCUCCCCAGCAACACCUGGACAUAUCUCCCCAGCAAGACCUAGACAUAUCUCCCCAGCAAGACCCGGACAUAUCUCCCCAGCAACACCUGGACAUAUCUCCCCAGCAAGACCUAGACAUAUCUCCCCAGCAAGACCCGGACAUAUCCCCAGCAACACCUGGACAUAUCUCCCCAGCAAGACCUAGACAUAUCUCCCCAGCAAGACCGGACAUAUCUCCCCAGCAACACCUGGACAUAUCUCCCCAGCAACACCUAGACAUAUCUCCCCAGCAACACCUAGACAUAUCUCCCCAGCAAGACCCGGACAUAUCUCCCCAGCAAGACCUAGACAUAUCUCCCCAGCAACACCUGGACAUAUCUCCCCAGCAACACCUGGACAUAUCUCCCCAGCAAGACCUGGGCGUAUCUCCCCAGCAACACCUAGACAUAUCUCCCCAGCAAGACCUGGGCGUAUCUCCCCAGCAACACCUAGACAUAUCUCCCCAGCAAGACCUGGGCGUAUCUCCCCAGCAACACCUGGACAUAUCUCCCCAGCAAGACCUAGACAUAUCUCCCCAGCAAGACCCGGACAUAUCUCCCCAGCAACACCUGGACAUAUCUCCCCAGCAAGACCUAGACAUAUCUCCCCAGCAAGACCCGGACAUAUCUCCCCAGCAACACCUGGACAUAUCUCCCCAGCAAGACCCGGACAUAUCUCCCCAGCAACACCUGGACAUAUCUCCCCAGCAACACCCGGACAUAUCUCCCCAGCAACACCCGGACAUAUCUCCCCAGCAACACCCGGACAUAUCUCCCCAGCAACACCUGGACAGAAAAGCUGGACUGUUACUUGAACUUUAA
Molecule: messenger RNA, 1797 nt
Organism: Procambarus clarkii (red swamp crayfish)
Lineage: Eukaryota; Metazoa; Arthropoda; Malacostraca; Decapoda; Cambaridae
Source: RefSeq, a predicted model, not a curated record